Molecule: messenger RNA, 2404 nt
Organism: Pogoniulus pusillus (Red-fronted tinkerbird)
Lineage: Eukaryota; Metazoa; Chordata; Aves; Piciformes; Lybiidae
Gene: RBM43
Product: RNA binding motif protein 43
Exons: 4
Coding region: 98-1126 (342 amino acids)
Molecular function (GO): RNA binding
Source: RefSeq, a predicted model, not a curated record
CUGCCGGGCCCGGGCCGGGCCCUGCCGUUCCUCGCCGAGAUCCCGCCCGGCAAAGCCCCGUGCCGGGCAGUGCUCCCCGGGACGCCGAGCCAGCGCCAUGGCAACAAGAGAUGCUCCUAAAUCUGCCAGGAAGGUUGUCAUUGCUGGUGUUCCAGAUGGCAUUCUGCAGGAUGAUGUCAUGGCUGACAUACUGAUGAUUCAUUUCCAAAUGCCAAAGAACAGUGGUGGAGAUGUGAAAGAAGUGGAGUACCCAACGCGGCUGAGGGGAGUUGCGUAUGUGACUUUUGAAGAUCAAGAAGUUGCAGAGAGCGUCCUGCAGAAGGGUGACCAUCAGCUGGAAGACAAGAGGCUCACCAGACACUACCCCCUGAAAGUAACCCGCUACUGCGAAGAGGUCUUCACCUCUGUCACCUCUGUCCUCAACAUGUCUGUUUUCAAAGAGCAGUUUGUGGUAGAAGAUCUGCUGCAAGAAAUUCAGAGGAGGAGCACAACUUUGAGCUUUGGGCCUUUACAAUCCAAUGGGCAUAUUUCAGUUCAAGGGUCAUUUCCAGAGAUCCAAUUGCUGAGAGACUUUCUCCUACUCAAAGCAAAAUGCCUGUCAGAGGAGGACAGAAGAGGAGAGAUUCAGUCCCACCAGAGACCAAGGAGGAGGCUACAACAGCAGCAGCUUAAAAGAGAGCUGAGUAACUCUGUGCGUGAUGCAGGUGGGGAAAUCCAAAUGGUUGUUCUUGACACAGAUGUGUAUUGCUACAUGAAGGCUUUUUCCCCUUGGAGACUCGAGGAAGGUGCUGAUGUUGUCAUUUCUGACAUCACUGAUGGUGAUACCACUACACUAUACAUUAAGAGUGCUGGACAUAGGUCUGAUGUUGGACAGAUCUCAAGAAUCAGAGAGCAGAUUGAAGAUCACUCUGUAAAACUUUACAGCGCUUUAGGUAAAGAAAGGAUCUCCUUUAAGGAGCACACCAGAGCUGAAAAGGAGAGGUACCAAAGGCUGUGUGAACACUUAAAAGCCCAUUUCCCUCAUGUCUUGAUCCUUCAUUAUGAUACUCACAUUGAUGUUAUAGGAAGUCCUUCUGAGAUAGUUCAGUUUACAAAGGUGGUGAGCAGUAAGAUUCAAAGCUGGUAGAAGUCAGCGUUGAUGCUGCUGAUGUGAGGCUUCUCACAGAGGCUGUAGUGGUGCAGCCUGCACUCCUCUUUGUGUGUCUCUCUCACCUGCAAGCUGGGCAGUCUGCACAUGAGGGUGGACAAGUCCAUUCCCUUUCAAAUAUCAAGUGAAGUUUAGAAUAGGAAAGAAAUGAUCUUACAAGCUUGCAGUCUGAAGAAAUUAGGCCUCUUUUAUCUAGGUGGAGCCACCUUUUUCCUGUUGUUAGCUGCAUUUGGGGCAGAUUCAUUCCCAUUUUGCUGUCAGGGAACAUAUGAUGAGAAAAUAGAAGGUUUCUAAGAGCUCUUAUUAGCAGAAGGAAUCAGACUGACAGAGCUGGGCCAGCCAUCCUGAUGUGAAACACUGUGUGGAGGUUUGUCAGUUAGACCUAUCUAGGUGUAGCCACCUUUUUCCUGCUGUUACCUACAUUUGGGGCAGAUUCAUUCCCAUUUUGCUGUCAGGGAACAUAUGAUGAGAAAAUAGAAGGUUUCUAAGAGCUCUUAUUAGCAGAAGGAAUCAGACUGACAGAGCUGGGCCAGCCAUCCUGAUGUGAAACACUGUGUGGAGGUUUGUCAGUUAGACCUAUCUAGGUGUAGCCACCUUUUUCCUGCUGUUACCUACAUUUGGGGCAGAUUCAUUCCCAUUUUGCUGUCAGGGAACAUAUGAUGAGAAAAUAGAAGGUUUCUAAGAGCUCUUAUUAGCAGAAGAAGUCAGCCUGACAAAGCUGGGCCAGCCAUCCUGGUGUGAAGCACCAUGUGGAGGCUUGCACAAGGAGAUGAGCCCUGAAAGCAGGACUGGCAGCCUUCUCCUGUGGCCUUCCUGAGCAAGCCCUCAUUACUGAGAUGCAUGGAGCAGGCAGAUCUUUGACAUCUGAGUGAUUGGAAUGAUUCUUAAAUUGCUUCUUAAAUUUACAGGCUUGCCAUAAGCUUAGAAGAUGGUACUGGGAAGUUCAAAUCAUCAAGUUUGUUCUCACAGUUUGCUUUUUCCUAGCUGUUAACAGCUUCUGCAGCAUCCCUUGGCCAUGUUCUUUAGCCAUGAAAGUACAGCCAAAGUUUUGAUGUGAAGAUCUGGGGGCAUUUGGACUCUGGAAGCAGAAUCUGGUUAUGCAGAUCCCUUUCUAGAUCCAUUGCAGUGAUACAAAACCUUGAUUUAGACUUAUGGAGCUAACUGGGAUUUCAUGGUACCAACAUGUUCAGACUCCUUUGUCCAAGCAUCCAGAGCUGAUUUCUCUUAUGUGCAGCAUUAAAGAAAGGUUACACAAAA